GGGUCCUGGGCGAGCGGGCGCCGUGCGCGUGUCCCGCGGUCGAGCUGCUAAUAAAGUUGCACUGAGGGGAAGCGCAGCGACGGCGCCGGGAGAGCGCGCCCAGGCCGCCCGGGACUGCUGUUAUUACGUGGAGUUUGGAGCCUAAGCUUUGAAAACUCCCAUGUGGCGCCUGUCUAAAGUCGGAGCAUGCUCAGUAGCCAAAACAGAUUUUGGUUGCAAAAAGAACUGGGGCGAGGAUAGUCGGGUAUUUGGACGUUUGCCCGCUUCCUAACAGAAUGUUCCAAUUCUGGUUUUGAUGGCACUGGAGAAUGGAGCUGUAGGCCAGCCUGGAGGACUUGAACCAAUGAAAGAAGCUUAUGGCACUUAUGAAGAUAAAUGUCACUCCCUUUUUAGUUGGAACUUCUGCUUAGGACCUGUAUGUAUGUGACUCUUCACCUGUGAUCUGUUCUUUCAGUAGCCACUGACUUUGAGUUGCAAGAAGGUCUCUGAAGAUUUAUGUCAAAUGACGUCAAUGGCGAGCUUGUUUUCUUUUACUAGUCCAGCAGUAAAGCGAUUGUUGGGCUGGAAGCAAGGUGAUGAAGAGGAGAAAUGGGCAGAAAAAGCAGUCGAUGCUUUGGUGAAAAAGCUAAAAAAGAAAAAGGGUGCCAUGGAGGAACUGGAGAAAGCCUUGAGCAGUCCAGGACAGCCGAGCAAAUGUGUUACUAUUCCCAGAUCUUUAGAUGGACGCCUGCAGGUUUCUCACAGAAAAGGCUUACCCCAUGUUAUAUAUUGUCGUGUUUGGCGCUGGCCUGAUUUGCAGAGUCAUCACGAGCUAAAGCCAUUGGAUAUUUGCGAAUUUCCUUUUGGAUCGAAGCAAAAAGAAGUUUGUAUCAACCCAUACCACUAUAAGAGAGUAGAGAGUCCAGUCUUACCUCCGGUGUUAGUGCCUCGUCAUAAUGAAUUCAAUCCACAGCACAGCCUUCUGGUUCAGUUUAGAAACCUGAGCCACAAUGAACCACACAUGCCACAAAAUGCAACGUUUCCAGAUUCUUUCCACCAGCCCAACAACACUCCUUUCCCCUUAUCUCCGAAUAGCCCCUACCCCCCUUCCCCUGCUAGCAGCACGUAUCCCAACUCCCCAGCAAGUUCUGGACCAGGAAGUCCAUUUCAGCUCCCAGCUGAUACUCCUCCUCCUGCCUAUAUGCCACCAGAUGAUCAGAUGGGUCAAGAUAAUUCCCAGCCCAUGGAUACAAGCAAUAAUAUGAUUCCUCAGAUUAUGCCCAGUAUAUCCAGUAGAGAUGUUCAGCCUGUUGCCUAUGAAGAGCCCAAACAUUGGUGUUCAAUUGUCUACUAUGAAUUAAACAAUCGUGUUGGGGAAGCUUUUCAUGCAUCUUCUACUAGUGUGUUAGUAGAUGGAUUCACAGACCCUUCAAAUAACAAAAGUAGAUUCUGCUUGGGGUUGUUGUCAAAUGUUAAUCGUAAUUCGACAAUUGAAAACACCAGGCGACAUAUUGGAAAAGGUGUUCAUCUGUACUAUGUUGGCGGAGAGGUGUAUGCAGAGUGCCUCAGUGACAGCAGCAUAUUUGUACAGAGUAGGAACUGCAACUUUCAUCACGGCUUCCAUCCUACCACUGUGUGUAAGAUUCCCAGCAGCUGCAGCCUCAAAAUUUUUAACAAUCAAGAAUUUGCUCAGCUUCUGGCUCAGUCUGUCAACCAUGGGUUUGAGGCAGUAUAUGAGCUCACCAAAAUGUGUACCAUUCGAAUGAGUUUUGUCAAGGGCUGGGGAGCAGAAUAUCACCGGCAGGAUGUUACCAGCACCCCCUGUUGGAUUGAGAUUCAUCUUCAUGGGCCUCUUCAGUGGCUGGAUAAAGUCCUCACUCAGAUGGGCUCCCCUCUGAACCCCAUAUCUUCUGUUUCAUAGUGCAGAAGUAUUCUUUUCAAUUAUAUUACUAGUGGACUUGUUUUAAUUUUAGAGAAACUUUCAGUACAGAUACUGUGAGCUUACAUGGAAAACAGAUAUUACAGCUUAUUUUUUUUCUACAUAAUUGUGACCAAUACAUUUGUAUCUUGUGAUGAAUCUACAUUUGUUUGUAUUCUUGUUCAUGUGAUUAACUCUCAAAAGUGUUGUGAACGAUGCAGAGUAAGUAUGACGCCCCAGUUCAAAAGUUUGGCAUUGAUUUUAAACUGGAACAUAGUUGGCCUUGUUGUCCCAGCAGUUUUCUUAUUUGUUAAAUUUUUUUGAAAAAGUGAUGCAUCGCAUGAUGAAGAAUUAUAAUAAUGUCAGAGGAUACACCGUGAAAAGGCUUCCUUCUGCUCUUGGUCCUCCAGAAGCUGUGCUUUUACCAGUUUCUUUGUCCCACCAACUUUAAAAAAGUGUAAUUCGUUGUUUUGUAAAAGCGUAUGCUAGGGGCUUAAAAGAAACUAUAAAAAAAUAUGUUUUAUUUGAAGGAACACUAUGCACUGCUCUAACAAGUAGUGUUCAGUAAAAGCAAAGUGAUAGUUUUCUAGGUGACGUCAUAAAAUUUACAUUUAAUACAGCUAAAUGUUUGUCAGUGUAUUGUGACUUUACUCAUUAUAUCUUUUGUAAAACAUUUCCUUUUUUAAAAAAAAAUUACUGCAAACAUCGGCUCUCCAGUAGAUGUCAUUUACUUAGAAUCUGUCAUCAGUGCUACUCUAUAGCUAGUGGCAGUGCGUGCACGGCCUUGUUCAGCUCGGUUUGCUGCUUUUGGCCAGUGUUGCAGGAACUCUAAUUUUGGCAUGCAUUAAUCUUUUAUUUUGCACUUUGAUGGGUGACAGUUUUUAGUAUAACCUUUUGUGAAACACACUCAAGUGACUUGGACUUAGAUGCUCAUCCUUACUUGGUACCCCUUUUGUAUUAACAAACACUGCAAUUUAUAGAUUACAGUUGUAGGAAGUUAUGCUUUUUCUAGCUUUUGUUGUAUUUUCAACCUAGGUUAUAAGACUUAUUCUGUAGCUCCAACUUAAGGUGCCUUUUUAAUUCCCUACAGUUUUAUGGAUGUUAUUGAUGUUGGAAAAUCAUGUACUUAAUCCCGUUGCUCUUACUUUCAUCAGUCUCCCCAUACAGGGACCUGUGUACUGUAGCCGUAGGAGCCUCUUAGUCUGGCCCCAAGGAUGAGGCUGCUGGUCUGAUACUUAAAUGAAUCAGUGGUUGUUAAGAUAGCUGAUUUUAAACAUUCACAUAUUAAAGAAUGCAGACUGUUCUCUCAGUUACCGUGCAUGCUCUGUCUCCAUUUUUUUUUUUUUUUAGCACCUAAAUGGAUGCUAGUCUCCCAAAACACAGUCCUCAGAGAGGAAAGGCAUGAAAACUCUAAAAUAUCCAUUUAAUCAGUUAUGCUUAAAGGCUUUGGGUAAAGGACUCCUAACCCCUUUUUGUAGGGAGCAGUCAAAUGGACAUUUAGUAUGGCAUGAGAGCAAAGACAUUAUUUUGAGAAAAAUGACCUAAUUUACCUAUCAGAAGCAGCCUAUUUUCUGGUGCCUUUUGAAAGUAUAUGGAGCCUUGUCAAUCUUCUGUUUAAAGUGUUAGUUUGGCUUGACUUUCUACUUUGCCCUUUCUGCUUUUAUGAGGAAAAAAUGCAUUUUUUUGAGGAGAGGAGAAUGCUGUUCCUUUUGUUUUUGUGACAUAAUUUAUUGCUUUUACAAAGUGCAGCCAGUGGGUGGUUCUCCUUCUUUCAGAUGGAGCGGUGUAUGUGUUUGAGCUCACAGUCCUUGGCUGGGUGAAAGGAAACUUGCUGACGGUCACCUGAGCCUUAAACAUAAGUUUUACAUGAUGUGUUCUCAGUCUUCCAGAAUUGUGUCAGCCUUGUGAAAGAGGAUUAUUUGCUUACUGAUAGAACUUAGAUAUUUACAUCAUUCUUUUACUUACUAGGUUCAUGGUACAAUCUUUGGAACAGAUUUGUGGAAAAAACCACACAGGUUGAAUGACAGAUAUGUGUCAUCAACUCAGUGGGCUUGAACUGGUGGAAACCAUUGAAUUGUUUUAUUGACACUUUCAAUUGAGUUAAUUAAAAAUUGUUUUUAUUCAUGCUACAGCCUUCAGAGUUAGCGGGAUUUUGUGUGAUUGGCCUUUUCUGUGUUUUCUCUAAGGAGCUAUCGCUCGUGAAUGGCAGUACUGAAGCUGUUAACUGUUAAGAGUCUCAUGGAGAAGUAUAAGCCUGUUGUGUUUCCUAAAAGUUGUUAACUCCACACCCCUGGAUUUUAAAUGAAAACUUUAUUCAGUCUAGCUGCUUCUGUAAUUCCUGAGGAUGCCCAAUAUCCAUGGCUGGGAAAUAAAAAUUGCCAGUAAGGUAAAAACAAGAAAAAACUAAGUAAAAUUCUGACUAAUGAAAAGAAAGCACCUCUGAAAGAAACUAUUUCAGAAAAUUAUGGUUUUAAGUUUCUAUUUAAUCUCCUGAAUGGUUUAUAGUCAAAUUUAUGAAAACAUCAACACCACUAGAGUAAUCAUGUUUUUAGCAUGUACAACGUAUUAAUAUAUACCAGCUGGAAAGACAGAAUCUGGGAAUAAUAAAAUUACAGCCACUUUGAUAAAUGCAGAAGUAGGAAUAGGAUAAAAAUUAAUGUCAGUAAUGAAUAAAGGACAAAAAGAUGUUGAUUGGGGGGAAAAACCAGAAUUUGAGGUGCAUUUGACUAACAUCUCUACAUAAUAGAUAUUACAGUCUGGUUGGUAUUGCCUGGCUUAAGCUAUGGAAUGUAAAGUAGCAGGCAUGUUAUUGAUCAACUGAAGCCAGCAUUGUUUCCUUAGGGAAAAUAUGAGUAAGAUCUCAAUCAAAAUGUCAAAUAUAUAUACCAAUAUAUAUCAUUUUCCACAUUUUAUUGCUGUAUAAGAAAACUGUGUUAAUAGAAUUGGCUGGGUUUCUGAGGCGAAAUCCACGAUAAGAUUACUAGAUAGUUCAAUAAGCUACACUAAUAGUACAAAAGGAGGAUGUAGCUGUUGUAUACUUUCCAUAACAUUUGAGAGUAAGACAUCCUUUUAGGAUGUAAAAUGAUGAAUAAGUAUUCAGAUCUGAAAUCUGUUGUAAAGAUAAGAACUGGGGCUCCCGUUAUGCAAACUUUGGUAAUACCUGAAAGUGCCUGUGGGAAACCAUUCCCCUGUAACAGUGUUCUGUGCAAGGGGUAAGUUUAUACAAAAAAUAAGAUCCUCCCAAUAGCAGAGAAGCUCUACAAAGUUUGCUAGUACCUGUUUAAGUGCUGUGCUUCUAGUGCAGAGAGCAUCUGAUGUACCAGUUGGUAUCUAUUUCUUUAUACUUUUUCUAGUUGUUUGCUUAAUAUUGCUUUGGGUCAUUAUGACUUUCCCACUUAAAAUAAUAUAUUAAUACCUCGUGUACUUCCUGAAGAAGGAAGAAUCUUUUGAUAAUUAUUGAAUUUAACUUCCAGUGACUAAAUUUUGGACCUGUUAACUUGUAAGAGGGUCAGAGCCCUUUUUUGUCCUAUUAGUUAAAUCCUCUCAGUCUAUUGGGUAGGAACAUAAUUGUGUGUCCUCAUUAUACCCAUCAGCUAGAUAAGCAAGGAUCUUUUAAGGUAGUAGUAACCUUGUGCUUUUAGAAGUGUUGGUGAUUUUUAUGAGAGGGAGUUUUCCUGAGUGUCGGUUUAUGGGUGGUCUCCUCAGAUACUAACUAGGGCAGCUUUUUGGGGGGUAAUCUCAGGUUUGAUGCCUGUUUCCACCAGAGUGUCAUCAUUUUUCUCAUUGAUACAGGUGGGAUUCUGGGGAAGUUUUCUUCUCCCAGAGGACGCGUGUAUGGAAAGUGAGAAUUCAAGGCAUUUGUUCUGCAUAAACAAUUCUGCCUACUGGGCAGAAACUUGGACAGUUUUUUGGAGUUCACUGAAUUGCAGUUUAGCAUGUCCUAAUUACAAGAGGCAACAGUAUUAAGCCUUUGUUAUAUUGGAUUAUUCAUAAUAGAAGCUUCUCUUCUAAAAUAGAACUAUGUUAUAAUUGAAGUGUUACCCUAAAAUUGGAUGGUUUACAAAAACCAAUGAGAGAGAUUUUACAUAUCCAUUUGUUUUUGAAGUAAGAGCUUUUAUGGUAUAAUGUUCGCUGGUAGCAGUUGCUGUAAAACAAGGGUGAGUUGUUUUGUUGAAAAGAUCCAGUCUUAGGGAAAGAUUCGUCUGUCAUUCAUGGCAGAGUGAAAAAAGUUUGUGUGGUUCUUGUCCAAAUGAUUCUGUUCUUAAAAUUCUUAAAAUCAUCAUAAAGCAUUAUCUUUUAAGGAUUUAUUUGAAGAUGCUAUUUUUCUAAAGUUGAGGAGUUUGUGUACAGGUAGAUUUCCCCAUUAAUAGGUAGUGCCUUUGUAAUACUAGCUGGUGUCAGCCGUAACGAGACUCCAGUGAGGCCGUACAGUCCCAAGUGCUUUGUGAAGAAGCAUCUUUUAGAGUCAGCUUUUCCCUCCUCACACCAUAAGGAGGUGAUGGGCUUUGAUUGAUUCGUAAAGUAUUUUGACACAGGGACUCUUGAAAAUAAUAAUUGGGCGAGUGAUUUUGUUCUUAACCUGAUUAAAGUUGCUUUUUGAAAAUCUCAUUUUAAAAUUGGAUAGGAUUGUAAUCAUGAAAACUGGAUAUUUGUAUAUACCUGCCCAUGUUCUCUUAAAAAGUAUUUCAUACACAGAUGAUGACGACCAAACCAAUGGCUGCACUAUAAGUCUGCUUCUUGCUUGUACUUGUUCUGCUUCUGUUUAUGUUGUAGAAAAUGAAAUUCUAGCAACAUGCUUCAAUUGUGUUAUCUUUUUGAUACUUAUAAAAAUGUAUUAGAUUUUACUAUAUUGUGCUUUUCAAAGCCAUAACUCUUAAGAACUUUGUUUUUGCAUUUGUUUGCUAAUACUUUAUUUUAAUAAACCUCAAAACCUGCUAAA
Equus quagga is the source of this 6836-nucleotide messenger RNA. It is a transcript of the gene SMAD5, whose product is annotated as SMAD family member 5. The record is from RefSeq and is a predicted model, not a curated record. NCBI's taxonomy places the organism in Eukaryota, Metazoa, Chordata, Mammalia, Perissodactyla, Equidae. The transcript has 8 exons. Gene Ontology annotation, molecular function: DNA-binding transcription factor activity, RNA polymerase II-specific; I-SMAD binding; RNA polymerase II cis-regulatory region sequence-specific DNA binding. The coding region runs from base 503 to 1900 and encodes 465 amino acids. Gene Ontology annotation, biological process: transforming growth factor beta receptor signaling pathway; SMAD protein signal transduction; regulation of transcription by RNA polymerase II. Gene Ontology annotation, cellular component: heteromeric SMAD protein complex.